CUUUGGAAAAUGGCCUCUCCGUUCGCUGGCCCCACAGCGGUUGCUGAUGUAAUUAAAGAUCUAGACACUCAGAUAGCUUUGAUUGGUUUGGGUCCCCACAACCCCAAGAAGAAGCAGGACCUAGAUAAGCUUUAUGAUCUAAAAGCUAAAGCCCAACAGAUUAUGAACCAGUUUGGCCCUUCUACCUUGAUCAACCUCUCCAACUUCUCCUCGAUAAAGCCGGAACCAGCCAGCACUCCCCCGCAGAGCUCCAUGGCCAACAGCACCACCGUGGCCAAGAUGCCCGGGACGCCCAGCGGAGGAGGCCGGCUCAGUCCUGAAAGCAGCCAGGUUUUGACCAAGAAGAAAUUGCAGGACCUGGUGCGUGAGGUGGAUCCGAACGAGCAGCUGGAUGAAGAUGUGGAGGAA
Messenger RNA from Eurypyga helias (sunbittern), 408 nucleotides. It is a transcript of the gene TAF12, whose product is annotated as TAF12 RNA polymerase II, TATA box binding protein (TBP)-associated factor, 20kDa. Gene Ontology annotation, cellular component: SAGA complex; transcription factor TFIID complex; SLIK (SAGA-like) complex. NCBI's taxonomy places the organism in Eukaryota, Metazoa, Chordata, Aves, Eurypygiformes, Eurypygidae. Gene Ontology annotation, biological process: RNA polymerase II preinitiation complex assembly. The annotation marks the transcript as partial. The record is from RefSeq and is a predicted model, not a curated record. The transcript is spliced from 3 exons. Gene Ontology annotation, molecular function: protein heterodimerization activity; DNA binding; TBP-class protein binding.